CAGCCUUCGAGGAUCCGUCAUCGAUACCAGUGAUCAAGGAAUCAUUCGAAGUGACGGCGAAAUGAAAUUUGUGGCGUUUGUGGUCCUGCUCGGCGUCAUCAGCGGCUACGUUUCAUCAAGCGCGAUACAGCGAGCCAAUGACUACAUGGACAAGCUCUUGGGGCAUUUCCUCCAAGACGAGGAUCGAUCCCCAGUAAUAGAGAACAUCCCCGUGGCGAAUUUCAACAUCACGGUGAAAUCAAACUUCAUUAGCAACCGAGAUAUUUUGGCGCAAUUUACUCACGGCCGCAUAACUGGCCUGUCCAAGAUCCGCAGAGAUGGCGACUGCAAACCCUCGAAAUGGGUCUCCGGCAAUAUUACAUUGGAGUGUCGGCUAAAUCUAACACCUGUGCAGGCCAAUUACGCAGCUGAGGUUCGAGGUCACACCUUGACCGGGUCGCCGGAAUUCUUCGACUUCUUCGUCCGAGUUCGAAGAUGUACGGCGACAUUCGUCGCUCAAUCGAAACCUAACAAACCAGCAGUCAUCAAGACUUCCGUCAUCGAUGAACCAAUGAUUGUCGAAGCAUCGCAUCUGACGUACCAAGCAUUUGGCUUGAAUGAGGGGAGGAGUCGCGAAUUUUACCAGCAACUAGAGAAUUACGGCAUGAAGCAUAUUCGAAACGGAUUUGCGGUCAACUUUGUGAGAAUGCUGAAUCGAAUCCUGCAGGUUAAUGCGGACCUCCUUCUCUUGCCCACCGUCGAGAUUUAUGGGGACUAAUCGUAUCUUGCAUGUAUUCUUCCCAUCGUUCCGGGGAGAUGCACCCGUGUCCGAGUGGGAGGUCUCAUCCCCUUCUCGUCGACUUCUUGUGAGUUGUAGAGAAGAGCCACUGACAUAUGUUUUCUCGCGAACACAAUAUCAAACAGGGUAUUUUCGAAGAAGCGAACAUUCCAAAGACGGAUCACACGUAAUAUAUCCGAGU
Galendromus occidentalis (western predatory mite) is the source of this 959-nucleotide messenger RNA. RefSeq lists its product as uncharacterized. Lineage: Eukaryota; Metazoa; Arthropoda; Arachnida; Mesostigmata; Phytoseiidae. The record is from RefSeq and is a predicted model, not a curated record. The coding region runs from base 62 to 757 and encodes 231 amino acids. The transcript has 6 exons.